Marmota monax (woodchuck) is the source of this 552-nucleotide messenger RNA. Its product is annotated as rhox homeobox family member 1-like. NCBI's taxonomy places the organism in Eukaryota, Metazoa, Chordata, Mammalia, Rodentia, Sciuridae. Gene Ontology annotation, molecular function: RNA polymerase II transcription regulatory region sequence-specific DNA binding; DNA-binding transcription factor activity, RNA polymerase II-specific. Bases 1 to 552 code for a protein of 183 amino acids. Gene Ontology annotation, biological process: regulation of transcription by RNA polymerase II. The record is from RefSeq and is a predicted model, not a curated record. The transcript is spliced from 3 exons.
AUGGAUCGCAAAGAUCAGUAUUGUGGCCCUACAUACUAUGGCCCAGGGAUGUGUGAGGUAGAUAUGAAUGUUGAAGAUCAGCAAGGUGUAGCAGUGGAAGCCGAAAGGGAAGGAGCAGCCGGAAGUGGCCACGUUGGUGAAGAUGUAGGCUUCUUCGACAACAAGAAGCACGAGGGUGGCAUGAUCCAAGAAGGCGAAGUAGGCGUCAUCCGCCAUGGCGGUAGCCUGGAGCCCCAGCAACAGGCGCAAUCUGUGGAGAGGGAAGAAUUGGCUCCAGUGGUUCCGCUGCCUCCGCGCAGGCGUCCUCGAAUCCAAUACAAGUUCUCACAAUGGCAGGUGCAGGAACUGGAGAGUGUUUUCCAAGUUACUCAAUAUCCUGAUGUGGUCAGCAGAAGGGAGCUGGCAAGACGUAUUUAUGUGGCUGAAACCAAAGUGCAGACUUGGUUUAAGUAUAGGAGAGCCAAGCAUAGGAAAACUCUGAGGGAAACCUCCCUGAGAAAUGCACCUCAUCCUACCCAGGACGAUGAUGAUGCCAUGAUGAAGGGGCCCUAG